CUGAGUAAGGGGGCGUGGCUUCGGGCUAAAGGGGCGUGGCUGCAUUAGGGGCACGUGGGUUGCCGGUCUUAGGCCGCGUUGUUUGUGUUUGUGCGAGUUGAGGCCGGGCCGCUUGGACACCGAGAGAGGAGAGAGAGACGCCGAGAGAGGAGAGAGAGAGAGACAGACGCCGAGAGAGAGAGAGACACCGAGAGAGGAGAGGCACUUGAGCACGGCGGAGCGAGACACUGGGGCUGCGAGCCCCGUGUGUGGUGUUGGACCCCCUCCGUUCGCGUGCGGCUCCAGGCGAGGAGAAGGCCCCGGCUCGGUGGAGCAGGAGUCUCUGCAUCUUGGUCGUAACGCCGGGUCGCCGCUCGGCUGCGGUGUCGCGACAGACGGCCACACGGAUUUCGCCCGUGAAUAGGCCGGUGCCCGGGCCCAGGAGGCGGCGGGGGACCCCGGUCGUGAACCGCCCGCCGCCAUGAGCGGCUCUCGGCCAGACGUGGUGUGGUGCCCGCAAAACGGCAACCGCUUCGUGAUCUGCGACUCAGAAAUCUCGCUGUACCGCGUGGACGCGGCGCGUGGCGGCGGCGGGGAGGCGCGCGAUGGCAGCCACCGCCUGUCGGAGGAUUCGACCGCCACCCUCCUCGACGUCAACUCGGAGACUCCCUACAUGAAGUGCAUGGCCUGGUGCCCCUGGCAGAAGUCCGAGUGCCUCCUGGCGGUGGGUCAAGCCAACGGGCGCGUCGUGCUGACGAGCCUGGGCCAGGACGGCCUGGCUCGCCACAAGGAGCUCGUGGGCAAGGAGUUUGUGCCGAAGCACGCGCGGCAGUGCAACGCGCUAGCGUGGAACCCGCACGACCGCAGCCUGCUGGGCGCCGGCCUCGACAAGCACCGCGCGGACUUCUCCGCGCUGGUGUGGGACGUCAACGCCAAGUUCACGGCCUCCGAGGGCGCCUCGGCCGCCGCCAUCAUGGAGCGCGGGCGGCUGCUGCUGUCUGGCGAGGCCGAGACGAACAUGGUGGUGACGAAGCCCGUGUGCGAAUUCGGGCAGAACGACGCUUGCCUCUCGCUGGCGUGGCUGCCCCGGGACGCCCGCCUGCUGCUGGCGGGGAUGCAGCGCAACCUGGUGACCUACGACCUGCGCGACACGACGCAGAAGAAGCUGUUUGCCAACACCAAGGCGGUGCAGGGCGUGACCUUCGACCCGCACUUCCCCGACCGCUUUGCGUCGUUCUUCGAGGGCCAGGUGGCCGUGUGGGACCUGCGCGUGCCCGACAAGCCGGUGCUCACGCUCAAUGAGCCGUCGCGCCAGCUGAGCAAGGUAGCGUGGUGCCCGACGCGCACGGGGCUGCUGGCGACGCUGGCGCGCGACAGCGGCAUCGUGCGGCUCUACGACAUGCAGCACACGGCGCCCGGCGCGCUGGGGGACGAGGCGGAGCCGCCCAUCAUCGAGCGCAGCGUGCAGCCGUGCGACGGCGCCGUGGCCUCGUUCGCGUGGGUGCCCACGUCGCAGAACGGCAUGCUGGCGCUCAGCCAGUCGCGCGCGCUUGUCGACUUCACGGUGUUCGAGCGCAUCGCGCUGGACUGGUGCCCCGCCGCCUCGCUUGUGUGGGCCUGCGGCCGCCAGCUCUACAACUGCGCCGAGAGCCCUGCGGGGGCCGGGCAGGCCGCAGAGCAGGACAUCUCGGCGAAGAUGAAGCGGCGCGCGCUGAACCGCUAUGGCGUGGAGACGGAGCUUGUGUGGACUAACCACGUGCUGGCCAUGGACGACGACCCGCAGCUCAAGUCGCUGUGGUACACGCUACACUUCAUGAAGCGCUACGUGCAGGAGCAGGAGGACAAGCCCGGCAGCCAACUGCCCGCCGUCUACCAGGGCAUCAAGGCCAUCGUGCGGCCAGAUCCCGGGAAGCCGGAGAGCCUGCGCUUGUCGUGCUCUGACCCCGAGCGCCGCCUCGAGGUCUACACUUUCGACAGCGCGGAACGCCGCUUGGCGCUUCGCCUCUGCGGGUGGACGGGGCCCCCGGCGCUCGCCGGGGACGAGCGCGAUGACCAGGGGGGCGACGAGGCCUCCACCGUCACGUCCGCCGCGGCGCCGUCGCGACCCUCUCCGGGACCCGCGCCGGGCCCCGCUCAGGAGCGGCCGCCACUACGCUCGGCGCUGGAGCCGGACGAGGAGUGGGAGCGCCGCGCCGCGAUGGCGCUCUUCCACCUGCGCAUGCGCGCCGCCAUCGACAUCUUGCAGCAGGGGGCGGCCUGCGCAAGCGGCGACGUGAACCUGAACGUGGUGGCCAUGGCGCUGUCGGGCUACUCGGCAGAGCGCGCGUCCCUCUGGAGGGAGAUGUGCGCCGCAUUGCGUCUGCAGCUCUCCAACCCGUACCUCCGCGCCGCCUUCGCCUUCCUCACCAGCGACGCAGGCAGCUACGAGCACGUGCUGAACGAGCGAGGCAUGGCUGUGCGUGACCGCGUCGCCUUUGCCUGUAUGUUCCUCAGCGACGCUCAGCUGUCGCGCUUUGUGGAGAAGCUGGCUGUGGAGAUGCGGGAGGCAGGGAACCUGGAGGGGAUGCUGCUGACCGGCCUCACCAGGGAUGGCAUCGACCUCAUGGAGAGCUACGUGGACCGUACAGGCGACGUGCAGACGGCAUGCCUCUACAUGCUGCAGGCCUCGUCGAGCGACAUCGUGAUGGAGGCACGCGUGCAGCACUGGGUGGAGAGCUACCGCACACUGCUCGACACGUGGCGCCUGUGGCACAAGCGAGCCGAGUUCGACAUCCACCGCAGCAAGCUCGACGCUACGGCCCGCCCCCUCCAGCAGGUGUUUGUGAGCUGUAAUUUCUGCGGGAAGUCCAUCUCCUUCAGCGGCUCGACCACCACUCACCCCACCCGCAGCGGCUUCUCGCAGUAUGGGGGCAGCGGCUCCCCCGUCAAGUCAAAGGUCACGAGCUGUCCCGGCUGCCGCAAGCCCCUCCCGCGCUGCGCCCUGUGUCUCAUCAACAUGGGCACGGCGGCCUCCAACUACACAGGUCUAUCCAAGCCGGAGGUGAAGGGAGGCCUCAGCAAGGAGCGCAAGCUCUCGCAGUUCAACAGCUGGUUCACCUGGUGCCAGAACUGCCGGCACGGUGGCCACGCCGGCCAUAUGAUGAGCUGGUUCCGAGAGCAUGCCGAGUGCCCCGUCUCCGCCUGCACCUGUAAGUGCAUGCAGCUCGACGCCACGGGCAGCCUGGCCCCUGCAGAGCCACUCUGAAGCACGCCGUGUGGGCCUGGGACACUUGAGACCUGGGACACUGAGUCCUCGGCCACAGCGAUCUUGGCAACGGGAAUCCUGAUAUCGCCACUGUGCGUGCCGACCCUGAUACUUCCAACCCCUUCAUUGUUACCUGGACAUGAGGGUUUCCCCAGGGCGUCUCCUUGGGUGAGGUUGUGUGAGCGAGUCUGUGCAUCUGUGGGUUUCGCCAUGUGUGUGUGUGAGAAUCCAGUGCCUUGUUCGCUGGGUUUGUGUGUAACACAUGGGCUUGUGUGUAAUACGUGGGGGUGAUAUACACACACUGCGUGAAGGGCAAUGAGAGGUGUGCUGGUCGCGAUAGUAAAGUAGGGAGAAUUCUGUUUUGGGUUGGUGGCGUAUUAGCACACUGUGCUGUCGGAAACUGGUCACCUGAAUUUGAUUCACAGCCACGGCCAACCUCAGUGAUAGAUACCUGCACCGGUGUGGAUAAAGCAAAUUAGGUUGAGUUGUCAAUAAAAGUGA
This is a messenger RNA of Lethenteron reissneri (Far Eastern brook lamprey), 3724 nucleotides long. It is a transcript of the gene MIOS, whose product is annotated as meiosis regulator for oocyte development. The record is from RefSeq and is a predicted model, not a curated record. Gene Ontology annotation, molecular function: protein binding. Gene Ontology annotation, cellular component: cytoplasm. Lineage: Eukaryota; Metazoa; Chordata; Hyperoartia; Petromyzontiformes; Petromyzontidae. Gene Ontology annotation, biological process: positive regulation of TORC1 signaling; cellular response to amino acid starvation.